AUGACACAACCACAACCACCACGACACGCCGCCAUGCUGUCCAUCAGCAAUGGCGGCUCCAGUCUCGCCGCCGCCGCCGACAAACAGCAACCACCACAACACCUUCACACUCAAUCCCAGUCCAGCCAGGGUCUCCGCGUGCCGUCGAACCGCAAAACCAUCUAUGACAGACAUCUGAAUCGCAGCCGCAAUGCGGAACUGAGCCGGGCUAGCUUCGCCUUUCUCUUCGCGGAGAUGGUCACAUACGCCCAGAGACGGGUAACGGGGAUUCAGGACCUAGAAAAACGAUUGAACGAACAAGGCUACCCCCUGGGUCUCCGAUUGCUCGACCUCCUGUUCUACCGGACCAUGUCCAGCUCGACCUCCUCUUCUCUCUCCAGCUCCUCGACCUCCUCCUCGCCCCCGAACAGACCCCUGCGCAUCCUCCCCCUCCUGCACCUCAUCCACGGACCCCUGUGGCGCCUCCUUUUCAACCGCCCCGCAGACGCCCUGGAACACUCCGUCUCCCCCGAGACCCCCAACGAAUACAUGAUCACCGACAACGACCCGCUCGUCAACACCUACAUCAGCGUCCCCAAGGAGAUGAACAUGCUCAACUGCGCCGCCUUCGUCGCCGGCAUCAUCGAGGGCGUUUGCGACGGAUGCGGCUUCGAGGCCAAGGUCACGGCCCAUAACCAGCCCACGGAGAUGUGGCCCGGUCGGACGAUCUUCCUCUUACGGUUCGGGGAGAGCGUCAUGGAGAGGGAGAAGGUGCUGGAACGCGCCGGAGUCAAAUAA
Aspergillus heteromorphus CBS 117.55 is the source of this 777-nucleotide messenger RNA. RefSeq names its product trafficking protein particle complex subunit 5. The transcript has 2 exons. Gene Ontology annotation, cellular component: TRAPPII protein complex; TRAPPI protein complex; TRAPPIII protein complex. The record is from RefSeq and is a predicted model, not a curated record. Lineage: Eukaryota; Fungi; Ascomycota; Eurotiomycetes; Eurotiales; Aspergillaceae. The coding region runs from base 1 to 777 and encodes 258 amino acids. Gene Ontology annotation, biological process: endoplasmic reticulum to Golgi vesicle-mediated transport.